Messenger RNA from Purpureocillium takamizusanense, 539 nucleotides. Its product is annotated as pig-Q. The transcript is spliced from 5 exons. Lineage: Eukaryota; Fungi; Ascomycota; Sordariomycetes; Hypocreales; Ophiocordycipitaceae. Bases 180 to 428 code for a protein of 82 amino acids. The record is from RefSeq and is a predicted model, not a curated record.
CGUGCCGUGUAACAAACGAGCCGCCCGCCCGCCCGCCCGCCCGCCCGCCGUGGAGCCCGCGGCCCACUGUUUUCAGCGGCAGCGCAACUGACGUCGGCACUCUAACGUACCUACAAUCCCACCGCCCGCAACAGCCUGCCAUCACCAACACAUCGCCAGCGUCACCCGCGGCCGUCAUCAUGUCGGCGUCACUGGCCCCAGAGUGCAACGAGGUCAAGGAGCGCUACGAUACGUGCUUCUUGAAGUGGUACAGCGAGAAGUACCUCCGCGGCGCCGAAAAGGACAACAAGGAGUGCGCCGGCCUGUUCAAGGACUACCAAAAGUGCCUCGCUGUUGCGCUCAAGGACAGGGGCAUCGACAAGCUCCUCGACGAGGCCCGCGAGGACAACAAGGAAAACGACGCGAGGCUCACGACGCCGAAAAAGUAAAUGGGUUGAGCGGUUGCGGUUCAUGGUUCGGCGUUGGGGACACGAUAUAUACUGUACGCUGUAGAUCGCCACUUGCAGCAUUGCCUGAAUAUACCUUGCAUAGGAACUGCG